This is a messenger RNA of Struthio camelus australis, 3175 nucleotides long. The record is from RefSeq and is a predicted model, not a curated record. NCBI's taxonomy places the organism in Eukaryota, Metazoa, Chordata, Aves, Struthioniformes, Struthionidae.
AUUUAUAGUUUAGCUUUCAAUCCACUCUAAGCUUUUGCCUGAGUUUGAUAGGGAUGCUGUUCUUGAUAAGGCACUUCAAAAAAUGCAGCUAAAAAUGGACUUGAUUGGCAGAGUCAAGUUGCGGAAAAGCCAAAAGUGGAGAGAAAUUAUAUAUGCUUGUGGCUUUAUAAUGAGUGGUCUUCUCUCAGCAUAUAUGUGUGUGCAGUACAGAUUUUUGGUCUGGUUGGCACCAGUGAGUUAGAUGUACUAAAUGAACCAGGUUGGUGAGAGAGAAUGGUAAUUGGGAAGUAUAAUUGAAUUUGCAGUCUUAUCUCGUUAACUCUUAUGUCCCCACUCUGAAAAGCUCACGUUUUUAGUGUAAAUUUGCAUAAACUAAAACACUCUUCCUGGUUGAAGAAAUCUCUCUGAGAAGGCUUAUAGCCUAAUGGUUAGGGCAGUAGCCUAUGACUGGAGAGAUCUUGCCUCAAGCCUCCGAUCUUCCUUUGCCAGCCUCCGUUAGAUGUGUAGCUUUUCUGCUCUUCAGUUCUUUUUUUAAGUGGGAGUUAAUACACUUUCCUUACCUGGCAGGAAUGUUGCUUGAAUUAAAUAUAUGAAAGGUUUGAGAUGCUCGGAUAUGGCAAUGAUGAGGGCCACGCAGGUUCAGAAACCAUAGGCAUCUAGUGAACACAGUUCCCCUGGAAAUAAUAAUAGUGGCUGUACAGAAACAUAACUACAUUACAAAAGGGAAAAGAGGUGGCUUCUCCCUGAUUUCUGGAGUUUGUCUCUUCCAGCUAGAAACACAGCAUUUAUAUAGCUGAAGUCUUGCCUGUCCCUAGAGAUGCCUCUGGAUGGUGAGCGGCGGUGGGGUGGAUGGCACGGCCAGCCCCUCUCCAGCAGCUCUUGAGGUUCCUGGGUGCCAAUGGUGAAAUCACUUCCACCCUUGAUGCUCAGCUUUGCAACCAGCCGGGUUUUAUGUUCUGGCUUUGAAGAUGGAGUGCCUGUGACAAAUUAUUGUUGUUUACUGUUUGCACCUAAAGCCUCCGUUGUGGUUGACUUUCUGCUGAGCUUAGAGCUAUGUUCAGCAGCAGUUUCUAGACUGAAGGAAGUGGUGUGGCAAGGAUAACAAAGAGGAGGAAAGAAGACAGGAAAAGUUUGAUGUAGAAAACGCAGCACUUAAGUCACUUAGGUGUGUAACUUGAUGGUCUGGAAUUGCGUGCAAGUUGCUUGCACUUUUGUAAUAACCCAAAUAAAUAUUGGUUGUUUGCAGCUGCUGCUCAGCCUCGACACCCCUGCCUGGCUGGAUGCAGGCUGAUGCGCCCCUAGGAGCACCGCGCAGCAGGAAGAGGCAGCGGGGCUGUGCCGGGGUCAGGGCACGGGCCUUGCCUUUGCAAGGGAAGGGAAAAGCUGAAAGGCGGUGCUCCUUGAGUGUUUGGAAAAUGGAGGCUUGGUGAAGGGCAUCAUGUGGUCAAGACUAAGGGAACUUGGAAUAAGAAUUCCUAGACCGCUGGGACACGGACCAAGCAGAUUCAUCCCAGAGAAGGAGACCAUUCAGGUGGGAAACGAAGACGCCAUGAUGCACACGCUGUUUGCGGAUUCUUUUGCUACGCUGGGCCGAUUGGACAAUGUUACCUUGGUGAUGGUUUUCCACCCACAGUAUCUUGAAAGCUUUCUGAAAACUCAGCACUAUCUACUGCAAAUGGAUGGUCCACUCCCUCUUCAUUACCGACACUACAUCGGGAUAAUGGCUGCAGCAAGACAUCAGUGCUCUUACCUUGUUAACCUCCAUGUGAAUGAUUUUCUUCAUGUCGGUGGAGACCCCAAAUGGUUGAAUGGCCUGGAAAACGCACCUCAGAAACUGCAAAAUUUAGGAGAACUGAACAAAAUGUUGGCUCACCGACCCUGGCUCAUCACCAAAGAGCACAUUGAGCAACUUUUGAAGACUGAAGAGAACAGCUGGUCCCUGGCAGAGCUGAUUCAUGCAGUAGUUCUGCUCACACACUACCACUCCCUUGCUUCCUUCACGUUUGGCUGUGGGAUCAGUCCAGAGAUUGACUGUGAAGGUGGUCACACUUUCAGGCCCCCUUCCGUCAGUAACUAUUGUAUAUGCGAUAUUACAAAUGGUUACCAUGGGGUGGAUGAGAAUCAUGCCAGCCCAGCUGGAAGUAUUCCAACUACAGAGUCUGUCUGUGAAGUUGAAGCUCUUAUGGAGAAAAUGAAGCAGCUACAGGAGUGCAGAGAUGAAGAAGAAGCCAGCCAAGAAGAGAUGGCUACACGUUUUGAAAGAGAGAAGAGAGAAAGCAUGUUUGUGUGCUCUUCAGAAGAUGAAGAAUCAGCACCAGCAAGAGAUGUGUCUCGCCACUUUGAGGAUACCAGCUAUGGUUACAAAGACUUCUCCAGGCACGGAAUGCAUGUGCCCACCUUUCGUGUUCAGGAUUAUUCCUGGGAGGACCAUGGCUAUUCCUUGGUUAAUCGUCUUUACCCAGAUGUGGGACAACUACUUGAUGAAAAGUUUCAUAUUGCUUAUAAUCUGACUUACAACACAAUGGCCAUGCACAAGGAUGUGGAUACCUCAAUGCUAAGACGAGCUAUUUGGAACUAUAUUCAUUGUAUGUUUGGAAUAAGAUAUGAUGAUUAUGACUACGGUGAAAUUAAUCAGUUGUUGGACCGCAGCUUUAAAGUUUAUAUCAAGACUGUGGUUUGCACUCCUGAAAAGACCACAAAACGAAUGUAUGACAGCUUCUGGAGGCAGUUUGAGCACUCUGAGAAGGUCCAUGUUAAUUUGCUUCUGGUAGAAGCUCGGAUGCAGGCUGAACUACUUUACGCUCUGAGAGCUAUUACUCGCUAUAUGACCUGAUGCCUUUGGCCACCCAUUCAUGUCGGAAUGUUCCGCAGCUGCAGAAUGGCAGAGGAAGCUACGAAGCCUCAGGACCAACGGUAGCUAUAAAUUCAGACGCCCAUUGUGCCAUAACUCCUUUAGUUUCAGCUAUUUCAGUGUUUGGAAUAUCACUGCUGCCACUAGGCAGUGAAUGCUUGGCAGUUGAAAAGAUAGAGUUGUGCAGAAGUGCUGCCUGAUCAUGGUAUUUUGGCUUUAGACAGCACAGGACACUCUAUGAACUUGUGGCAAUAUAGCAAAUGAUAGAUAUAUAAAUCUUGUAUUAAGGUAAAUCUUGUAUUAAGGCAAAUACAACAGGAGUUG